AUGACUCGGGUAAAUGCGGGCCACGAGAACUCGUAUAUGAGUUCCCUGCUCGAUUCAAAAGGACAGGUGAGCAAUGCGAAGACUGAAGUGAAAUAUGGCAAAGGAAAAUAAAGUUGCAGCCACCGCCACAGUUCGAUGACACGUCCCGCGGUGUGCUCAUUGCUCUCAUCAGAGACAGACCGACCAUCUGGAAUUCGAGUGCAAAACUGGUCAAAGAUGACGUCAUCGCUUCAUUCCAGCAGUGCUCCGCUAUACUGUCAAAUAUGGAUUCAAGUUAUACCUGUGAGUUUACAUAUUUACUGAAACACUGCCUGAAGAUUAGUCUAGUUUACAAUUGCACAUAUUUCAGUGUGGGUGAUAAUUGAGAAAUGGUGCUGGGUUGUGGAGAGCUACGUCAGAUGUCAUUACUUGAAUCCGCCAGUGGAAUGGAGGUACAACAACACGCUGGACUUCCUGAAACCGUUCAAGGCGCCCAACUAUCCGUACAUGGGGUGAGUCACCAGAACAAUGAGCAAUCUUGAAGUGAGCACCUUUCAGAUGUCUUUCCAAACAGAGACGUGACCAGCUGACGAAGAUGUACGGAGACCUAGAGACCAUAAAAGUGAUGGAGCUGACCGAGAACUUGGAACUUCCAGUCGGCAUCUUCCGGGAUGAGAUGGCUCAAUUCGCGGGCGAAGAGAUAAUCAAAUCGGAAAUAGACCUGAUGUCGAGGACGGUCGGACAGGUGGUCAAUGCGAAGCGGAGAGGAAGGCCCACAAAGAAUGUGAGUGAACGAACUUGAGCGGAUCAAUCGCAAUUUUUUUCGUUUCAGAGAUCACCGACAGACCAAUUCACAAAUCUAACGCCGCAUUCCGCACAAUUCCAGAAGCUGCUCGAUGCCAAUCUUCCACCGUCAGAGCUCGGACAAGCCGACGAGUUUGGAUUCACUCUGGGAAUGUACAACUUCCUCGUCGACAUUAUUCACGAAAAACCAGCAAUCUGGAAUUCUGAACAUCAACAAGAGGAUGAUGAGCAAACAGAAGAGCAGUUGUUCGAGAAGGUCGCUAAGGAACUGACUGUAAAGUUCAAAGGAUUGGUGGAUGAUUCACAGUUGGAUAAGAUGACGGGUCCGUUUAUAAAGACGGUUUGGAACAGUAUGCAGGAAAAGUACCGAGAUGAGGAGAGCGUGAUUUCACUGCCGAAAUGGAGAAAAGUGAGUACCCUUUUAAAUUUGAAAGUAUCAAGCAUACCGUGAGUUGGUGUCUUCUUCUCAUACCCGUUUCCCCAUGAAUCUGUUGUUGAACUCCAAUUUCACGGCUCGGGCCAAUUCGCCUAAUUUUCGGUGCAACGGCACGGACCGACAGCUGUGAGCCAGCUGUUGGCCUUCGCAGCGUGGCGCCAUCGUCUGUCUUUUUUUGCCGCAUCGGAAUCUCUGCUGCAGAAGCCGGGCGGUACGGUUGUGGGAGGAAAAGGGGGGAUUGGGAGAGAGUCCGAACAAACGGAGAAUUAUUUUGAGAGGAAAAUAGUCCGAAAUAGGCCAAGUGAACGUGCGGGUGAACGGGAAGAGGUCGAUUGUCGCGACGAAGGCAUGACCCGAAUGCGGGUGGGUCGAAUGAGGUCACACCUCGACGGAAACGGGGACGCCGGUCUAGUUAUACUUUAUGGCCAGAAGGCCGCGUCCACCGCACUCGUUCCCUCGACAGUCAUUAUUGCGUUCCGCUUGCCGUCAAAGGUGCUGACCCACUGAAUUUCGUUUGGCCCAUCUAAAUAUACUGUCAGUUUUUAUCAAAUCUACUCUUUUUUACAGACUCUCCACAUUCUGUCUCACAAGUUGAUGCCACCGUUCGCUCUAGAGAACGUCUUCAUUAAAAGCGAAGGUGAGUCCAUCCAUCCCGCUCUCUUCGUCUCUGUCCCCCGGCUCUUCAACCCGUCAGUUUCCAUUCACUUGGUCCUCUUUCUGCUCCGGUCGGCCGACCCAUGUUUGUUGUCAUCUUCUCCUCCGACUCGGCCUGCUUCUUCGUGGGAAUCGUCGUGGGAAGCGAAGCGUCGGUCGGCACUGCACGCGCUCGCAGUGAAAGAGCUCGUCUCGGAUGGGACGUUGUGUCCUCCCAGUUCUCUCCUCCCAUCGCUUCCCCCGCUCUCCUGAGCUUGUAGGAUUCGCACAACAUUUAGCAUGAGAAACUGACAAUGACUACUUUCUGCACGAGGAGAUCGUGCUCAUGUCAGCUGUUUAUACAUUUCCUCGUGAACAUACGUUCCACGAAAAGACUCAUCAAUUCAUUUCGAGACCCUGUCUUCUCCCGAAUGCGUUUUCGUCAAUUUUACUACGAAAAGCGACCAGGUGCUACAUUAGUGCCUUAAAAGAGUGUCACCUCCGUCCGUCCGUCCAUCCAUCCAUCCAUCCUCUUGUCUCUUCCUGCUCCUCCGUUUGCCCCAUCGUUGCUGUCGUCGUCGUCCGCAUUUCGAUUUUCCCACCACAUUGUGCCUGGAUUCUCCGCGAGCAGCCAGCUCUCUCAGCCCACCGUUCCCACAAUAUUGAGUCCUCCCUGGGCAGUCUCAUCGUCGAAAGAGGGAGCACACCCUCCUGCCCCCUCCCCACGCACCAACACCAUUCGUCCCCCCGCUCUUUCUUUUUUGAAUCAGAAGAGCGGGGCGUUCCCAGCAGCGCGAUCCUCCAACAACAAAAAGUCGUGGGAUCGUAUAGUCGAGACACAUUUUAUUCCUUCGUCUAUUCAAUUCCACUUUCAGUCCACGGAACUGCCUGAAGCCGCAAUUUCUUUUGUAGGCUCUCGAAAGUUUUCCGAACAUUCAAGUCUCCCAUUUCAUUUCUAAAAUGAUCGAGAAUCACCGCAGGCAGAUGCCGUGGCUUUUUCAGUCCAGAUACAGUUCCCUUUAUGGCAUGCAAAACGUAUCGUGGGAACAGUUCCUUUCGCACACUGGCCAUAAAACGGCCGAAAGUAUCAUUCUCUGUGAUCUUUCCGCUGUGCUCCGACAUGACGAACCCUCUGAAUGAGUUUCCGUUUGAUAAUCACCGCCGCCGCGCACCUUGCUCGUUAAUGGCUAAUAAAUCGGCGACUGCUCCCUCCCAUUCUGGUCCCGUACUGCCCUCCCGCCCCCUUGCCUCUCCACUCACUACCUCCCGACUUCCCUUCGCAAUGAACGUUGCCCAGUAUCAAACAUUCCUCAACUACAUGCUGAAUACUUGGAGUGUCUCCCCUCAACUUAUUCAAUCCAUGCUUCUAGACCCUUCCACAUCUGCUGGACUCACAUCUGGAGGCAACGUGGCUUCUUCUUCUCCAACCGGAUCGUCCCAAAGUGAGGACUCGAGAAUGGCGACCUCUUCUCCAGCCACAAAUACCCAGUUCACUCCGAUGCCGGGAAUGAGCAACGGCUCAAAAUCCAUCCAAACAGUUCUCGACAAUCUGGUGGCCAGGAGUCUGAAGGAGGGAUCUGCGGAGUAUAGUGAAUUGAAGCACAUUCUGGAGCAGAAGUGAGUCGGCGAAAGGACCGAAAAGAGAUUCUAAAUGAACUUUGCAGAAAGACAGACAAUGAUAAUGGCCCAGCUGCGAAAAGAUUGAAGCAGAACGGAUCGCCGCCAAGGACAAUUCUUUACAACGACGGUAGAAAAGUUCCACAAGCUGUAAGUGACAGUAUAAAGAGAGCUAGGGAAAUAAACGGAGGUUUUCAGCCGAUCUCGACGUGGGUUCCACCGAGGGAAGAUCUGACAUCGAAAGUGAAGGAAGAGCCGAGCAUCCAAACGCCGAAAAAGGCACAGGCAACGGCGGUUAUCAAAAGUGGAAUUCCGUUGGAGAAGCAGCUGAAGAAGGUGAGCAUUGAGAGUGAAUUGAAAGAAAACAUUGAAAGUGUUUGCAGUUGCAGCAACAGAACGCCGCCACGUUGAUUCCGGUGACUUCGGCGUCCCUCCAGUCUCGCACGAACCUGCUCGGAUUGACUCCGAUGGUGCUCCCGCAGUCGGCUAUUCAACAGGCUUUGCUCAAGAAGAUGGACACGUCAUCGCCGAUGGCGUCGAUUUCGUUGAGUUCGCAGCCGACGCAAGUUUUGAUGAACGGCGGAAUGAACGGCAAUUCGGAUGACUGCAAGUGGAACUUCUUGGGUGAGUAACGGAAAGCACGGCUUCUGAUGGCAACGACGUCUGAUUUCAGGGAAGCUCGUGACGACUGUGGCCCGUGAGGUGGAGUCGCGGGACCAAUUGGCCGCAUGCGAACUGUUCCGAGAUCUCCAGCAAGUGCUCUAUCAGUACCAGAUUAAAUCUUUGCAACCAAAAGAAUCCAACUCUCAGUUGAAACCCGGAUCUCUCUAA
Caenorhabditis sp. 36 PRJEB53466 is the source of this 4300-nucleotide messenger RNA. The record is from the annotation of a GenBank genome assembly. Lineage: Eukaryota; Metazoa; Nematoda; Chromadorea; Rhabditida; Rhabditidae.